AUGGCUUCAAGUGAAAAUGUUGGAAAUGAUUCAAGCCGCUACGCUGAAUUGAUUAAAUCUACGAAAAAUAGCCUAAAAAUAAGCAUCUAUGGAUUCUUGUAUGUCAAAGAUAAGAAUCGGAAUGAUUCGUAUUACUGGGUUUGCGAACGCAAGGGGCAAAAAGCAACGAAAUGCACAGCGAGAGCUGUUACACUUUGUGUUGGAACCCAACACAAGAUUGAAAAAUUUGAUGCUAAUGAACACAAUCAUGCUGCCGAAGCAAGAAGAUUCUCAUCCUUGAAAGCAUGUAUUCAAAUGAAAGAGCUUGCUCAAAUUAGCAAUGAUUUACCUAUACAGAUCAUUACUAAUGUUAUUGCCACAUUACCGCAACACAUACAACCAUGUUUACCAAGAAAGAAUGCAUUAAGACAGCAAGCCAAUAGAGCCAAACGGGUUUGUGUUGAAGAAGUUGAACCAAAAGCGUUGAAUGAUUUCAUAUUGCCGGAUAUGUAUUGUAUUACUUUAAAGAGUGUGCCUUUUGCGGAAGAUAUUUCGCUUGGAGAAGAAAGAAUUUUGGUUUUUACAACAAUGGAAAACCUUAAAUGGUUACAAAAUGCAAAAUUUUGGAUCAUGGAUGGAACAUUUAAAACAGUUCCAACUUUGUUUCGCCAAUUGUAUACCAUUCAUGCACCAGCUGGUGGAAGUGUUAAUUUUCAAAUUGUUCCUCUUGUGUAUGCACUCAUGACUCUGAAAAGUGAAGAAUUAUAUCAGAAGUUAUUUGAAGUACUUAAUGAAUUGGCGAACGAAAAUCAGCUGGAACUGAACCCAGAAUAUAUUUUAACUGAUUUUGAAAAAGGUGCCGUCAAUGCAGUAAAAUCAGAGUUUCCGAAUGCUCAAAUCAAAGGUUGCCAUUUCCACCUAGGCCAAUCAGUGUACAGACACGUUCAAAGUGCAGGACUCGCAAAAGCAUAUGGAGACGAUGAAAAUUUAAGUUUACUUAUAAGAUACAUUCCAGCUUUGGCAUUUUUGCAUCCUGUAAAAAUUCCUGAAGCGUUCGAUGAAGUCAAAGAUUCAUUACCAUCUGAUGCUGAGCCAAUCAUUGAAUGGUUUGAAGAUAAUUAUGUACGUGGAAAGAUAAAAAAGCUAAUGAGAAAUGGAUCAAUUCAAAGAUAUGAACCACUAGUCCCACCUGCCAUGUGGUCUGUCUUUGAUAAUACCGAGUUUGCGUUUCCAAGGACCCAAAACAAAGUCGACGCUUGGCAUAGACGAUGGGAAAUAUUAAUUCCACGAUCUCAUGUUGGUAUUUUCACGAUGAUUAAGCAGAUACAAAAAGAGCAAAGUAUAGUGGAAAUGGAAAUUGAAAAGUCAAUGCGUGGCGAACCAGCUCCAAAGAAACGCAAAGAAGAUGAAGACAGGGAAAUAAGAAUAAAAAAUGUGAUUAUUGAUCGGGACAAUAGAACAACUAUGGAUUUUCUUCGGGGUAUUGCCCACAAUCUUUCUUUGUAA
Molecule: messenger RNA, 1485 nt
Organism: Adineta ricciae
Lineage: Eukaryota; Metazoa; Rotifera; Eurotatoria; Adinetida; Adinetidae
Source: the annotation of a GenBank genome assembly